Molecule: messenger RNA, 2535 nt
Organism: Lodderomyces jiufengensis
Lineage: Eukaryota; Fungi; Ascomycota; Pichiomycetes; Serinales; Debaryomycetaceae
Exons: 1
Coding region: 1-2535 (844 amino acids)
Biological process (GO): protein transport to vacuole involved in ubiquitin-dependent protein catabolic process via the multivesicular body sorting pathway; protein targeting to vacuole
Cellular component (GO): ESCRT-0 complex
Molecular function (GO): ubiquitin binding; phosphatidylinositol-3-phosphate binding; metal ion binding
Source: RefSeq, a predicted model, not a curated record
AUGAUACAGACAUCAACGUCUGUCCAGAAAAAUAUUAAUAUAAAAGAUUAUAAUACUACUAAUAAUAAUAAUAAUAAGAAUAACGAAAGUAACAUCAGUAAUAAUAAUGAUAAAAAUGAUAAAACGGGACAACAAUCACAUUACGAACAAUAUGAUAAAGAUAUAAUAAUAAAUAAUAAAAGUAAUAAUACCAAUCUUAAUUCACAUUCAUCACUUGAAAAUAAUAAUAUGAAUUCUCAAAUUGAAGAAUUACCUCAAAAUAUAAGCAAUAACAAUAAUAAUGAUAGUAAUGAAAAUGACACCAACACUAACAUCAACGCUAACACCAUCACUAACGCCAACACUAACACUAAGAAUGAUAUUAACACAAAUUCCAAUAAUAAAAUCAACAAUGAUAACACAGUAGAAGAAUUAAAUGGAUCACAACAACAACAACCACCACCACCACAGCAACAACAACAAUUACCAUCACCAACUUCAUCUCAUCAUAGUAAUAAUAGCAAAAAUUCCGAAAAUCCAAAUAAUGAUGAACAAUCUGGUUCAUUUAAUAAUAAAUCUUCUGAUAUAAUGUUUGCAAAAAAGGAUUUAAGUAAAUCAAGAACUCAAUCUUAUCAAUCAGUAUUAUCAAUAGCAUCAUUAAAAUCAUUAAAACAACAACAUAUGUUAACAACAACUACACCAGUAAAUCCUACAUUAAAUAGGAACAAUAGUGCAACAAAUAAUCCUCAAUUAUUAAGAAGUAAUUCAUCUAUGAAUAAUUUUAAAAAUUUUCAAUCAUUUAUACAAGCUCCAGUUUUAUCAAGUAUAACUAAUCAAAAACUGAUGGAAGAUUUACAAAUUGGUCAACAAUUACCAUUUAAUGAUAAACCAGAUACUAAAAAAAGAAGAAAUACAAAUAAAACGUCAAGUACAACAAGUACAGAGGAAGAUAAUAAUGAUAAUAAUGAUGAUGAUGAAGAAACAUUAUUACAACAAAAGAAUUUAACUUUGAAUGCAUUAAAAAAAUUAAGUUUAUCACCAAGACCUGUAACUAAUCCUGAUGAUUUAGUAAUUUCCAAGAUUGAAGAACAAAAUGCAAGAAGAAAAUCUAAAACUCAAGAACCUUAUCAACCAGCGGAAGUAGAUUUAUCAUCAUUUGCAAGUCUUACAAGACAACCUAAAACAACUCCAAAAAUUCCAUCACCAGUAAAUCAAACUCCAACUACUAAUUUAAUUAAUUCACAAAUAAAUAGAAAACAAUCAUUACCAAGAUUACCAGAAGGAGAAUUAAUAGACCCAAUAACUCAUAAUAAUAAUAAUAAUAAUACAUCAUCUUCAUCUUCCACAUCAUCAUCACAAAAUAUAAAUCAAUAUCAUCAAGAUUUAAAACAACAACAAUUGGACUCUUUUAAUCGUCAACAAGAUAUAAAACCUCAAAGAGAUCAAUUUAGGCAACCUUUUCAAUCAAAUAAUAAUUUACCAACAAAUUCUCAAGCAAGAAUACCAGUAAUGCCACCACAAGAUAUAAAUACUAAAAGAAAACCACUGAAUCCAGGUUUGCAAGCAGUUCAAAGUCUACCUCACAUGCAACAAUCUCACUUACAACAACAAAAUAUUCCACAACCAAUAAAUUCACAACAACAACAAUAUCAACCACAUCAAAAUCAUCAACACCACCACCAGAAUCAGCCAUAUCAACAAAACGAACAAAAUCAAAAUCAAAGGUCCAAUAAACAUUUACAGCAAAUUAAAGGGUUAAGAAAUCCAAUGUAUGUUCCAGCAGUAUUGAGAAUGACACAAAGUGGGAGUUAUUAUUUAUCAAAUAGAUCAGGAUCAAAUUCUCCAGACUUCUUAUCGUCUUCCCCAGAAUAUGAAGCUCAUUUACAAGCAUUUGGUCAUCAAAGAAACAUAGAUUCAUCAACAGCAUCCAUAAAAUCAACAGAUUCAACAAUAUCACAAGAUUCAACUAAUUCCCCCAAAUUUACAUCCCUCAAUAGAUUUAUAAGUUCAAGAAAUUUCGAUAUAUCAAAAGCUCCACCAACAAGAAAACAUUGGAUAAAAGAUGAAACAGUUUUGAAAUGUAGUAUACCAACAUGUACAAAAGUUUUCAAUUUUUUUGAAAGAAGACAUCAUUGUAGAAAAUGUGGUGGUAUAUUUUGUAAAGAACAUACUUCACAUUCAUUAUACAUUAAUCAUAUGGCACAAUUUACUACAGGUGGUAGAGGUACAUUAUCAAAAGUUUGUGAUAAUUGUAUUGCUGAAUAUAAUGAAUUUAUACAAAAGGAAUUUGGAGUUCAUAUAAAUCCAAAGUCGCCUUCAGCUAUUGAAUUAAAUCAUAAUGCAAACAUAAUAAAUAAUAAUAUUCCUCAUCAUUUCCCACAUCAUAAGAAUCAACAAAUACGACAACUGUUUAAGGAACUUGAUAAAGCUAAUAAUCAACAAAAACCUAAUAAGUCAAAUAUAAUAAAUGGAUCAAAUCAACAAAAUAAUAGUAAUAAUCGUAGUGAACAAUUGGUGGGAAGUGUACCUGCAAAUUGGAGCUGGAGUUCAUUUUAA